UCAGAUGAUUUAUUGCAGUACAGAAAUUUAAAGUCAUUAUGCAAAUUGACCCAAAACAUAUCAAAUCGAAGAAUUAUCUCUUACAUGAAUCCAGUAUGGUCUAAUAGUUCCAGUUGCCCUGAAAGAAAACUAAAAAAAGACUGUGAGUUAGUCAUUAAAAAAAGUAUAAACCAUUUUUGUUCGUCUCUCAAAAUGGAAAAUUGUAUGGAAAUUGUACCAACUAUUAUGGAAAAUGAACAUAUUUGCAACAGCCGAACUGUAAAUUUUCCAGAAGUUUACAGUACUUCUCUUCUAACAGGUAUACACGAUCCAAGAUCUGCAGAAAAUCUACAGAAAUUGUUCCAAAAAGAAAAAUGUAAGCAAUUUCGCGUGGCAGAAAAAAUACAACCAGCUUCUUUUGAGAAAGCAAAUCUCAAUGGAACAGAAAUCAAUAUAAGUGGCUUGGCUUGCAAGACCAACAAGAGCUUGAGCUUAUUAGCUAUGGACAGUUUGUUACACUAUUAUUUUGCUCAAAAAUUGGGAAUCAAUCUUAACAAUAAUACUGACAAAAGUGCUGUGGUCAUAUUGAACAAUAAGAUGGAAUCCCAUUAUAUUCUUCAAGAACCUAUCAAUGGUGUGUCAGUGAGAGAAUUCAUAUUGAAUUUUACAAAAAAUUAUUUGAAUAGAUCAUUUGAAUCUGACAUUACUUUAAACUUAACAAGUACAAUGCAUCCAAUAUAUAAGAAUCCAAAACAAGAAAAAUCCAAAAUUGUGUUGAAUGAGUUGAAUACUCACACAUUCCUGCCAUCUGUACUCAAAGAGAAUGAGGCUGUUGCUGUGUUCUACUAUUCUAAACAAUGUUCCUUUUGUAAUGGUGUUGCGUUCAUCUACCUCACAGUUGCUAAGAAACUGUCUUAUGUGAAAAACCUCGUUUUUGCGAGAAUUGAUGGAGAGAAUAAUAUUUUACCUUGGGAGUAUACUAUGGAAACCUACCCAACAAUAUUGUUUUUUCCUACCAAAUGGAAAUCAGAAAGUAGAGUAUUUCCAUCAGGUAUUCCCAUAACUGUUCCCAAUUUAAUAGGUUUUAUACUGACAAAUCUGGAUCCUGGGUUGAAAUUACAGGCUAUUUGGUCCAUAUGUCGGCAAACAAAGUUUCCAGAAGAAAAAUCGUCAUGUUACUCAACGCUUUUACAAGAGACAUUAUUAUUGAUUAAUAGCAUCUUGAAAGACUGGCGAAUUUCAAAUGAACGUCAUAAACAGGCUCUGUUACACAAAUUAAGGCAACUACGACAACUGCAUUUGUUAUUUGCUCAUUCUUCUCAGAGUCAUGGGAAGAUUCAGGAAUAUUUCAAUAAGUUAAAUUCUUAUACGAACUCUAAUGGUGAUUAUCAUGGUAUACAACAAAAGUCAAGGUCUCGUGAUGAGUUAUAGUUACUAUUUCAGGCACAUGAGGAAUGAUUAGAAAAAAGUAAAUCACUCUGAAGUCCAUCUUCAAACAAUUGAAAUUAUACUGUUUCAUUUUUUGUUGAAUAGAUAUAAUUAAAUUUAGCAUUUGCUCUGUAAAUAAUUAGGGUAGUAGUAAAUUGGUUUAUGUCUUAAAAACCGAUUGUGCCUAAUAUUCUUAACUAAUUUUCAAAAAUAUUUCAUUUACUUUUUUGGACAUUUCCACUAUUUGGUUAUUUUUGGGCAAAUUAAUGUACUCAAGGUCAAAAUGAAUGUAUCAAUUAUAAAUUCAUCAGAAAAAUGAUUUGAUUUGAAUAAAUCUGCAAAUUAUUCUCUGAAAAAGUUGAAUCAAUGAAGAAAUUCAUAAUUUGCAUCUGUAAAUCUGCUAAUCAGAAAAUUUCUAACUACGGCAAUAUUUCCCUAAAAUUAAUUUUUUUGCCAUUAUUCUUUUGUAAAACAUUGAAAUAGAAAGAUGCUUCUUCCAUAAUAGGAACUUGGUAUUAAUUAUCUUUUUAUUUGAGAAAAUUAUGGAUUUGCAUUGAUAAUAGGUACCUACUUAUUUCAUAUUACUUGAAAAAUAAUUUUUUAGUUAAUUUUAAAAUUGAACAAUAUUCUCAAAAACUUUUUUUUAUCAAAUAUGUAUGUAGCUUAGUAAAAUACUCCAUUAGUUUCAUGCUAUAACUAUAUUUUUAUAUUUUCCAAUAGUCUCAGCAUUCCAAUGUUUCUGAAACAGUUUGCAUAUUUUACUCAGUUAUUUAUUGAACUGUGAUAUUACCUAUAAAUUAUGUAAAGUAAAAUAUAUAAGGUGUAUUUCUGUAUUUCUCAAUGCAUAUUUUCCCAAGAGUUAUCUGCUAGUGCAUUUUUUGAAAUGAAAUGUAAUUAUUUGUUACUGAGUAGGAUUUUUUCUGGAUUAGUAUUUCCUGUAAAAUCAAAACUGUUAGGUUGGGAAUAUGCAAUUUUGGAGAAAACACCUUCCAUUGUAAAAUUCAACAUGAAAUAAUUGUACAAUAAAUAUAUUUCAUAAUAAUCUUGAA
Molecule: messenger RNA, 2456 nt
Organism: Leptinotarsa decemlineata (Colorado potato beetle)
Lineage: Eukaryota; Metazoa; Arthropoda; Insecta; Coleoptera; Chrysomelidae
Product: thioredoxin domain-containing protein 11
Source: RefSeq, a predicted model, not a curated record